AUGCCGAGAGGGUCAAAGGGCAAAGGCAAUAAUGCAAACGAAAAUGGCAAAGCUGAGGCAAAGUCAGAACCUAAAGUAGAUGUGAAAUCUGAAAUAAAAACUGAAAGUAAGAAUGAGAAAUCUGAGCCAGUAAAAGCUGCUGACGUAAAAAUUGAAAAUUCUGCAGCUAGCACUAGUGGUCAGUGUCUGAGUCCAACGUUAUCCUCGUCGUCUGCUGAUGAGGGAAAAGGUGCAUUAGGGGGAGUGACAGCUUCGUCGCGAGAAAAAAUACAAACAUUUCUUAGUGAGCUGUUUCAUAAUAUCAAGGAUAUACAGGUUGAACGAGAUAGAGCAGAACACAAUUUAACCAACAUUAGCAAGACACAUGAGAAAAUGCAGGAAGAAGGGAAAGUGACGCCCUACUACAGGCAGAAGUUGAAGUCGCUCUACAGUGCUGCUACAACAGAUGCUGAAGCUGAGGCAGAAGUGAUACGUGCAGCUUUGGAAAAAAUAAAAGAGAUCAAGAAGCUACAGGAAAAGUCAGCGAAACAAAAACAUGAUUCUGGGAGACCCAAGCAGAUCAUGCGCAGAGGCGUCCUGAUGUCACAGCUGCAACAGAAUGCCACCACGCUACCACUGUGGGUGAGCAAGCCUGGAGAGAGCCCUCCUCCAUUAUGUGGAGCUGUCCCUGCUGACAGUAACUACAUAUCACAGGCUGAGGACAAGGUCGCUGCCAGGGUGAAAGGUCAGGAUGAGGAAGAGAACUGGAUCUUAGCUGAGGUCGUGGAGUUCAAUCCACAUACUGGGAAGUACGAGGUUGAUGAUGUCGAUGCUGAAGAAGGAAAAGAGCGUCACUGCAUCAGUAAACGUAGAGUUGUUCCCCUUCCUAUAUGGAAAGCAAACCCAGAGACUGAUCCUGGAGCUUUGUUUCCUAAAAAGACGUUGGUGCUUGCACUUUACCCACAGACAACCUGUUUCUACAGAGCUUUGGUUGAUGAACCUCCUAAAAAGCCACAAGACGACUACUCAGUUUUGUUUGAAGACACCUCCUACCCCACAGGCUACUCUCCUCCACUCAUGGUUCCGCAAAGAUAUGUCAUUGCUUGUAAAGAGGAGAAAAAGAAAUAA
This is a messenger RNA of Candidula unifasciata, 1107 nucleotides long. The record is from the annotation of a GenBank genome assembly. NCBI's taxonomy places the organism in Eukaryota, Metazoa, Mollusca, Gastropoda, Stylommatophora, Geomitridae.